Molecule: messenger RNA, 1036 nt
Organism: Vigna umbellata (rice bean)
Lineage: Eukaryota; Viridiplantae; Streptophyta; Magnoliopsida; Fabales; Fabaceae
Gene: MINE1
Product: homolog of bacterial MinE 1
Biological process (GO): cell division; regulation of division septum assembly; chloroplast fission
Source: RefSeq, a predicted model, not a curated record
AAGAAAAAAAGGAAUAUAGAAAAGAAAGGCGGGCGAAACGACGACGUAAUUGGGGCGUAAUAAUAGCAGGGAAAUUGAAGAUUGUGACUGAUAACAUCGAAGUUCCGUUUCUCGGAGCACACUACGAAGCUAUCAACAAUGGCGAUUUCCGGCGAUCUGCGAGUCUCUGCCACUCUUCCUCUCUAUCGCUUCCACUCCCACUCACCUCCACUUCGAACUGCUUUCGUCCCUUCUCCUAAGGUAGACUUUCAUCGAUUCUUGAAUAGAGCAUGUAACAUCUCUGAAUUCACCCCAAAAUGCCCUUGCCUGACAAUUGUACGAUGCAAUAUUCGUGGGUCUUGCAAGCCAGUGGCUGCAAUCCUUGGAGGUCCUAAAUUCACCUCAAAUUCAGUUAGUCAAGAAGCUGAAAAUUUUCUCCUUGACGCUGUCAAAAUGAACUUUUUUGAGCGAUUAAAUUUGGCUUGGAAGAUAAUUUUCCCAUCGGCAACAUCUAGAAAAAACUCUAAUGCUAGAAUUGCUAAGCAACGCUUGAAGAUGAUUUUGUUCUCUGAUCGGUGUGCAGUAAGUGAUGAGGCAAAGCGAAAAAUUGUCAGCAAUGUUGUGCGUGCUCUAUCUGACUUUGUGGAAAUAGAAUCACAGGAUAAAGUUCAGCUGAGUGUCUCUGCUGACACAGAUCUUGGAACUAUUUACUCUGUUACUGUGCCUGUACGGCGAGUUAAGCCAGAAUAUCAAGAUAUGGAUGAAUUUGGGACGAUAACAAAUGUUGAGUAUAAGGACACUGGAGAGAGUUCCGGUUCUGUUGAUGUUAGAUUUGAUUUCUAUGUUCCAGACGAAACAACUGGAUUUUGAGUUGAAAGAUCUUGAAUCUUGAUUUCUAUGAAAAGUAAGCGUUUGAAAUGCUUACCAGUGAGAGCAAAUGUGGAGUGGUGUAUAUAUUUUAAAAUUGAAGCUUACAUUAGGUUGACACUAGAUUUUGAUCAGAAAUUUUGUUUUUGUACUACCUAUAUCAGUUAUUUUGGUUCGUUGCAUCAUUGAA